GGUCAAUUAUGCACGCACAGCCCCAUCUGACUAAUCCGCAUAACUAUCGUUCAAUCCCGCGAUAAGGAAAGACUAUCAAUCUCAAACACCAACACCUUUCACUUUGUUCACAAACUGGUCUCCAUCUGGAGCUCCAGCAAGCACAACUCCAACCUACGCCAAUCCAAUCUACAAUCCCAAGCUUCACAAGCUCUAAACUAGCCCCAACCCUCCAAAAUGCAGGGCUUCAGUAAGAACCCCCACCCCCCCUUCCACAACCUAACCAUACCCACACCCACCACCCAAACUAACCCACCCCCUCACCAGAUAUGGGACGCUACGUCCCCCCAGACCAAGAAGGUCUAAUGAGCGGUAACCAACUCGCAAAGAAACACCCCCUCGGUGCCCGCGCCCGCCACCUCCACACAACCGGUGCCCUAACCGUUCGCUUCGAAAUGCCCUUUGCGGUCUGGUGCACGACCUGCAAACCCCACGAGACGAUCAUCGGCCAAGGCGUGCGCUUCAAUGCCGAGAAGAAGAAGAUCGGAAACUAUCACUCGACGCCGAUAUAUAGUUUCCGUAUGAGGCAUCCGGCGUGUGGGGGGUGGAUUGAGAUUCGGACGGAUCCGAAGAAUACUGCGUAUGUGGUUGCGGAGGGGGGCCGGAAGAGGGAUACUGGGGAGGAGAGGAGGGGGGAUGGGGAGAUUGUGAUCAAGUUGCCUGGGGAGAGGAGGGAGGAGGUUUCGGAUCCGUUUGCGAGGUUGGAGGGGAAGGUCGAGGAUAAGAAGGUGGUUGAUGAGGGACGGACGCGGAUCUUGGAGUUGCAGGAGCGUCAGUCGAGGGAUUGGGAUGAUCCGUAUGAGAUGUCGAGACGGUUGCGGAGGACGUUUCGCGCGGAGCGGAAGACUCGGGAAGGUAUCGAGGCGAAGAGGGAGGCGUUGAAGGAUAAGAUGAGUCUGGGGAUUGAUAUUGUGGAUGAAACGGAGGAGGAUCGGUUGCGGGCUGGUUUGGUGGACUUUAGCACGGGUAAUGAGGCUACUGCAGCGCGCACGCGGCCGAUGUUUGAGACUAAGGGUGUUUCAACUGAGAAGAGCAAGCCCGGGAAACGGAAGAAGACGGCGGAUCUUGUCGCGGAGCGCAAAGCGAUGUUUCGCAAUGAGUUAACUGGGAAUACUCGCGCCGUGAUAGACCCUUUCCUAAACCAUGAUGGGAGCACCUGGCAGCCGGAGGUUAAACGACGCAAAGCUGCAUCGAACAAAGCGGACAUGAAUAAACCAGACAACCAAAACCAAGACAACGCAGAUAGUGAGGGUGGAGUGUCCUCUGCACCGCAAGAGCAUUCCACUGAAGUGAUCAAAUCCGCCAGCAAGACGCCGGAACCGUCCAUUGCCUUGGUGGCUUAUGCUUCGGAUUCAGAAUGAUUGUAUUAUUACUGGAGUUUUGCAUCUACUCGGCGUUUGAUACAAAUGAUACCCCAUCGGCUUGGUGUUCUCUUAUUUACAUUGUGAUGGAAGAGCAAACCCGAGCAUCAUGUACACUAUAUCGGAUUCAUUGAUG
Molecule: messenger RNA, 1536 nt
Organism: Aspergillus alliaceus
Lineage: Eukaryota; Fungi; Ascomycota; Eurotiomycetes; Eurotiales; Aspergillaceae
Product: Saf4/Yju2 family protein
Exons: 1
Coding region: 309-1400 (363 amino acids)
Biological process (GO): mRNA splicing, via spliceosome
Cellular component (GO): post-mRNA release spliceosomal complex; U2-type spliceosomal complex
Source: RefSeq, a predicted model, not a curated record